This is a messenger RNA of Penicillium psychrosexuale, 450 nucleotides long. RefSeq lists its product as uncharacterized. The transcript is spliced from 2 exons. Lineage: Eukaryota; Fungi; Ascomycota; Eurotiomycetes; Eurotiales; Aspergillaceae. The record is from RefSeq and is a predicted model, not a curated record. Bases 1 to 450 code for a protein of 149 amino acids.
AUGGGCCGUCCAGGGUACGCCACCAUCACGUUGGACCCCUCGGCGCCCUUUACCGGAAUCCUGUAUACCGAGCGCCCCGACGCCACCGCUUCCCCCUAUACACGACUGUACACGCCCCUCCCCGAGGCCACGGACUGUUCGACCAACUACUGGGUCGACGAGGCCUACUGCGUUGGUAUCGCGGACGAUGACGACGGAACCAUGACCGCCUCAUCCACAACAACCACCGCCUCUCCCACACAGCCAACACCGCCCGGCCCGACCAUGUCUGGCUCGCCAGAUAACUGCAACAAGUGGUCUCUCGUCACCGCGAGCUUGUCCUGCACGGACCUGGCCAGCCAGGCGGGCAUCUCCCUUGCGCAGUUUCUGGCGUGGAACCCGGCCGUGAGUAGCGAUUGCGUGACCAAUUAUUGGUUGGGCGAGGCGUGUUGUGUUGGUCUUAGUGCUUAG